AUGGACAUUUAUCAACAGGAGGGAUUAAUGUCUGAUUCCUGGCAGGCAUCAGAUGACCUCCUGGAGAAUAUUUUCUCUCUGGAUCAGGGAUCAUUCAACUUUUUGGAGGAAGCACUGCCUGAUUUAAACUUGGGACCGGACUAUGGAUCACAACCUGAAGGGCUCAGUAGCUCUUGUUCAGACAGUGGAUUAUCAAGUGAUCAAGCUGAAUUUGACUUCGAGCAGCAACUUUCGCCAUUCCUCAUACAAAACUCUUGCGAUGAAGAAGUAGUACAACCAGCCCUUAAGCCUAUGAGCCCGGAGAACGGUCAGGAUGUGAUCAUCCAGGACAGCAACGAAGUAUCGAACAGUUCCAUCGAGUCAGUCGAAGAAGCUAUCGAUAUGCUGGACUUUGAACAGAACGUCGUGCCCGGAUUCUUAAAUAAAAAUACAUUCCAAAGCCCCGGUAAAGGUAACAGAAAACGCCGUCUCUCCCUAACCCCGCAAGUCGUCGUCCAACCGAAAGUGCAAAAGCCCUCUAUCAGAAUACCCGUGAACAAUGUACAAAAACCCCAAUUAGUAGUGAAAGCCCAGCCUCAGAAGCCCGUUAAAGUGACUAACGUUCAGGUUAUAAACCCGCAACCCACAAAAGUUUACUCAAAACCUGUGGAGUCGGUUGCACCCCAGCGAAGAGUGAUAAGGGUUGCACCUAUGGCCGGAAACCCGCGUUCGAUCCUCUUACCCGUGACGAUUAAAGACAUGAAGGACCUGAAAUCGAUAAAAAUAAUAAACGCAGCCGAUUUGAAGAACGCGUCGAACAUCAAACUAGCGGCCGCAAAUUUACUGUCGCAAAGAAAACUACGAGAUCUUAAAGAGGAAACGCGAAGUGACUACGACUACGAACAUGGCGGCAAUCAUUGCGAUGAUUCUGGAAGUGAUCGAAGCGAAGACGACGAAACGGAUCAUAAAGAAAGCAAAGUUACGGACGCUAGAAACGGCUAUCCCCGUCUCGUUCUCACAGCCGAAGAAAGGCGGUUGUUAGCAAAGGAGGGAAUAUCGCUCCCCACCAGCUAUCCGCUAACCAAACACGAGGAAAGGGAAUUGAAGAGGAUCCGACGUAAAAUCAGGAAUAAGAUCUCAGCUCAAGAUUCCCGUAAGCGCAAGAAGGAAUAUGUUGAUGGGCUUGAAGACAGGGUGAAACAAUGCACGGCGGAAAACCAGACCUUAAUGAGGAGAAUAAAAAUGCUGCAAACUCAAAAUCAGACGCUCACGGCCCAGUUGAAGAGGAUACAGAGCGUGUUGACGGGCGUAACCAACGGGUGCAGCGGCAAGUCAGCGCAACCGGCGACGUGCCUGCUGGUGCUGCUGCUGUCCGUGGCGCUGGUGGCGCUGCCGUCGGUGGAGCUGCGGCCGCGCCACGACGCGGCCAAGGCGCACGCGCACGCGCACGCCACCAACAACGCGCACGCGUCCCCCGCCAUUACGCGUGCUCUCUUAUCUGCCGCUAACAAAAUGGCCCUCGAAGAAACCGUAAUUGAUGACGGAGAAUUCAACAUGGACGACCUGAUCACUUUCAACCGGCCACAUCUGGACCACGACUAUCAAAUCGUCAAGAACCUCGACUCCAACAAGCCGCUGCCCGGUGGUUACGUGGACCUUCCAAUAGACGAAGACUGGCCGCCCAACUUGAAGAAGAGAAUGAAAAAACUUGAAUUCGAUUACGACGACGGUAGAGAUUACUUACCGCCAAUCGUAAAGGACGAGAACUAUGAGAACAUUUACAAAUUAAACUCUAAAGUCGACGAAAGCGAAAUGAAGCUAUUCGACAAAGAGUUUAUUAAUAGCGCUUUGCUUUCGACGAGCCGCAAAAUCGGAGAACUGCUUGACGCCUUCCCUCCAAUACCCGUGAACAACGAAGACCUUGUUAUAGAAGAAGUCACAGAUUAUGACUCUAGAAACGCUAGUGAAGUUAAGAAUUUCGUCGUCAAUGGCAACGUCAAUGAAUUCUAA
This is a messenger RNA of Parnassius mnemosyne (clouded apollo), 1989 nucleotides long. The record is from the annotation of a GenBank genome assembly. Lineage: Eukaryota; Metazoa; Arthropoda; Insecta; Lepidoptera; Papilionidae.